Molecule: messenger RNA, 2441 nt
Organism: Thermothelomyces thermophilus ATCC 42464
Lineage: Eukaryota; Fungi; Ascomycota; Sordariomycetes; Sordariales; Chaetomiaceae
Product: carbohydrate-binding module family 21 protein
Exons: 3
Coding region: 232-2337 (701 amino acids)
Biological process (GO): regulation of glycogen biosynthetic process
Cellular component (GO): protein phosphatase type 1 complex
Molecular function (GO): glycogen binding; protein phosphatase 1 binding
Source: RefSeq, a predicted model, not a curated record
UGCCCGGAUCCGGAUCCGCAAGAGAUCGACUUGUUGCUGGAAUAUUGCCAGGUCGCCUCUUGUUCUGUCCUCUCAGCUUUGAGUCGAUUUUUCCGGAGCCGCCGCCUGUUAUCAUUGAACGAUUUCGUCGCCAUCCAAUGACUUGCGCUUGAGGACCAUCCCCGGUCGCACUCCACUCUUCUGGUUCAUCUCGUGGGGUCGGCUUGUUACAGCAACAGUCAGCGUGGAAGGAUGCCUUACACACCGCCGUCUCAGCGAUCACCGGCGUCUUCGGGCCCGUCAUCGCCCGAAGGGAGUCGUCGCCCAUCAUUCCAUCAACCAAGCAGUUCCAGCUCACGACCCGCUCUGCCUCGUUCAGCAUCAUACCUCACAAGGCAUCGGCGCACGCCCGCGGCCACGCAACCCGCUGCGGGCCAGCCAUCGCCGGAGUCAGCCUCUGAGGAUCUGAAGAGCAUGAUGGCGAGCAGCAGCGUGCGGCAGUCUCCACCCCCAAUCACCGGCGUCAGUGGGAUGCCAAACGGCGCGAUAAUGUCGCCACCCGAUUCUGCUAGUGACGAUGACGACUUGCCACAGGUUCGCAGCCGGCGGGUCGAGAACCUGAAGGAACUUCACGAGGCUGUCAGUCAGAUUCCUCAGCAGAGGGCACGGUUAACUCCCAAUGGCGGGAGCCCCGAACAGGAUCGCGCCGAUGCUGGAGACUUGCUAGUCCUACCCUCCCAAGCAACUGCUCUCGCCGAGGGCAUGCAUCACAGCUUCAGCACCGGGUCGCUCGACGAGCUCAAGAUGGGUGAUAAUCGUCGGUUCACUCAUUCGAGGUCGGCGACGGAACCACACGUCUCGAUCGGCAGGUCCACGGGCAGCUCGACUACCGGCUCGGACGAAGAAUCUGAUGAAGGGAGCCAGCAGAAGCCGCAAAUGGUGCGGAAGAAGUCUGGUGAACUCGUCAGACCCGCCCUGCGCCCCGCGUCCCGGCGGCGACCGUCGAGUAUGCCGGGGACGCCAACCUUCUCCAAGGUAGUGCACUUUGACGCUCACCUUGAGCAUGUCAGGCACUUCCUCCAGGUCGACAGGCCUCUUGCUGUGAGUGCAGGUUCCUCGCCGGUCGACAGUUACGACAGCGACACCGAGUAUCCGUUUUCGAGCGACGGACGAUCAACGACCCGCUCCCCACCUUUUGAGUGGGAAAUCAUCAUGACAAACUUCCCCGUCGACACGCCGGUGCGCAAGGCACAGAUGGUGCGUUUGGAAAAGGUGUGGCUGUCGACCGAUCAGAAGUCACUUGUCGGAUCGGUCGCGGUGGCCAACUUGGCCUUCCAGAAGUUCGUCGCAUGCCGCUUUACGCUCGACUACUGGAAGACCACAUCCGAAGUCGCUGCCGAGUACGUCGGCGAAGCAGUCCGUCCUGUCGACACCGACACGCCUUACACCCAGGAUCGGUUUAACUUCAGCAUCAAGCUAUCUGACCUGGCCAACCUCGAGACCAAGACGCUGUACUUCUGCAUCCGUUAUGUAGUGAACGGGCAGGAGUACUGGGACAACAACAACAGCACCAACUUCCAGAUCGACUUCCGGAAGAAGUUCCUUCCACAGAACGGAAAGAAGGGUGCCGCUGGCGCAGCGACUCGUUCCUUCAACGGGCUCCCCAAGAGCAACCGUCGUUCGGGACAGAAGUCCAAGCCAUCGUCGUCAGCGUCGGAUGAGUUCGGUGACUGCCAGAAGCUGAAUUUUGACAAGUCGAUCCACGACUACCUCGGGGAAACUUCAGGCCCAACGGGCUUGAGGCUCAAGGCUGUGAAGAGCGCCGGCGAUCUCCCCAGCGACAACCCCUCCAAGGGAUUGUUGGGCCCUAGCGGCCAGUUUGCUUCUCGGUAUGACUUUGGCGACUCGCUGAGCAAAGCUAUCCAGAACGCCAAGGGUGAGAUGGCUGGAAGAUCCGAAGGACUCUACAUGAAGUCCAGGAAGAAGGCUGGUUCCCCGACUUCCGCGGAGACAGGGGCCGAAAAAGAGAAGGCACAAGCACCGGAUCCCACAGGGCCGUCAACAACAACCGCUGGAGCACCAAUCACGUCGCCUGCUGAAUCGCCGAGUGCCAUCAUCUCAUCCGCCUCGUACGAAGAAAUCGUCAGCAAGUGGUGCUUUUACGGUUCCAAACCGAGAGGCCAAUCAUCCAAGCCCAGGGAUGGCCCUUUUGAAGGCGCCGACGACACCAGCAGCAGCAGGACGGCGAGCUACUUGGAAGUCCGCUGGGCAACUACUACCAGCGGUACAGCAGCACCCGGCACCAGAUGCCACGCCCACGGGACCAAAGCGCGUACUUUACGCACGUUCUCGUUCUAGGCGGCAUGGGACACGCGCCGGCCGAAACUCCUCUCGGACAGUCAGCAAGCUCGCCGUCAGGCGAGUCCACCGGUACCGCGGCUCAGCAGCAGACAGCUGCGACG